CACCACGGUUGGGACACAGGGGACGUUGGGGACAUUGGGGCCACGCAGCGCUGGGUGACGCCCCCCGCAGGCUCUGAAGGUGACGAUGACGAAGGCUCCUGAGAGCUUCCGCCUCCAGGGGUGGCUUCAGGAGCGCCUGGUGGCCGCGGUGGCAGCCGGUGGCCGCGUUGUCCUCUACGAGGGUCCCCUGCGUCCCCUGUGUCCCCUGGCUCCCAACAACGUCAACACGAUGGCGGCCGCGGCGGUGGCAGCUCCCAGCCUCGGCUUCGAUGGCGUCCAGGCCUGUUUGGUGGCCGACCCCAGCGUCCCCGAUUGUCACGUGGUGGAGGUGGAGGUGACCGGCAGGGGGGACAAAGGCAGAGCUCUGCGUGUCACCAGCAAACGAAGGAACCCCGCGGCCACCGGCGCCGUCACCGGCGAAGCCACCAAGGCCGCCUUCUGGAGCAGCGUCCUGGGUCAGCUUUUGUCCCCUCCUGUCACCUCCUGUCAUCGUGUCACCUCCUAUUCCCCCCUGUUGUCGUGCCAUCUCCUGUCACUGGCACCUCCUGUCCCCUCCUGUCACCAUGUCACCUCCUGUCCCCUCCUGUCAUUGCAUCCCCUCCUGUCACCCCCUACCCCCUUCUGUGUCCCUUCCUGCCACCUCCUGUGUCCCCUCCUGUCCCCGUGUCCCCUCCUGUCACCUCCUGUCAUCGUGUCACCUCCUAUUCCCCCCUGUUGUCGUGCCAUCUCCUGUCACUGGCACCUCCUGUCCCCUCCUGUCCCCAUGUCACCUCCUGUCACUGCGUCCCCUCCUGUCACCCCCUGCCCCCUUCUGUGUCCCUUCCUGCCCACCUCCUCUGUGUCCCCUCUUGUCAUUGUGCCCCCUCCUGUCCCCAUGUCACCUCCUGUCCCCUCCUGUCCCCAUGUCACCCCCUGUCACCUCCUGUCCCCUCUUGUCAUUGUGUCACCUCCUGUCACUGGCACCUCCUGUCCCCUCCUGUCCCCACGUCCCCUCCUGUCACCCCCUGCCCCCUUCU
Messenger RNA from Lagopus leucura (white-tailed ptarmigan), 1016 nucleotides. It is a transcript of the gene ASPDH, whose product is annotated as aspartate dehydrogenase domain containing. Gene Ontology annotation, biological process: NAD+ biosynthetic process. NCBI's taxonomy places the organism in Eukaryota, Metazoa, Chordata, Aves, Galliformes, Phasianidae. Gene Ontology annotation, molecular function: L-aspartate dehydrogenase [NAD(P)+] activity. The record is from RefSeq and is a predicted model, not a curated record. The annotation marks the transcript as partial. The transcript has 2 exons.